AUUUUUCUCAUUUUCUUCCAUCAUUGCAUUAACAGCCAUGCUUAUUCCGAGUAUUUUGGCAUAUUGUUAAUCCGAUAUCCAACUUCUGGUACACUAUAUCAACGCAUGUUGGAAAACUCGAUAAACAUAGUACAGUUGUUUUAAAAUUAUACCUACGGUCAUGGUGAUGGUGGCGAGAUUUGAGUCCCGCGUGAAACCCAUUGAUAUGUCUAUACCUAUGGCAACUAUGAGCAAUGGAAAUGGAUCAACGAUACAGAUCAAUACGCGACCGGAUGAUAUACAGAAUCGUAUCGUCGGUGCGGACGAGGAAAUGCAAGUAAACACUGAUACCUGCAAAAAUAUUCUUGUCGUAUUAUCUUGGAUCAUCGUGAUUCUUACUAUGCCAUUUUCCCUCUUCAUUUGCUUCAAGGUGGUGCAAGAAUACGAGAGAGCCGUGAUAUUUCGUCUAGGACGACUUCUGGCUGGUGGUGCUAAAGGACCCGGAAUCUUUUUCAUUCUGCCUUGUGUGGAUAAUUACGCACGUGUCGACCUACGUACACGAACGUACGAUGUACCACCUCAAGAAGUGUUGACGAAGGACAGCGUGACGGUAUCGGUUGACGCAGUAGUGUACUAUCGCGUGAACAAUGCGACGAUUUCGAUCACAAACGUUGAGAACGCUCAUCACAGCACUAAACUAUUGGCACAAACUACGCUUCGCAACAUGAUGGGAACCAGGCCGCUUCACGAGAUUCUCAGCGAACGCGAAACGAUCUCUGGGAACAUGCAGGUUUCCUUGGACGAAGCUACCGAUACGUGGGGAAUCAAAGUGGAACGAGUCGAAAUAAAAGAUGUGCGACUACCAGUGCAAUUACAAAGGGCCAUGGCUGCGGAAGCUGAAGCUGCUCGCGAAGCCCGUGCCAAGGUUAUCGCAGCAGAGGGUGAACAAAAGGCUAGUCGAGCAUUAAGGGAAGCUUCGGAGGUGAUCGGUGAUUCACCUGCCGCAUUGCAACUUCGUUACUUACAAACUUUAAACACUAUUUCAGCCGAGAAAAAUUCAACGAUCGUAUUCCCAUUGCCUAUCGAUAUGCUAACAUAUUUCAUGAAAGCAGCUGCCGGAAAGGACUCUUAAUAUCUCGAUACAAGCUAACAGUCUAUUAUCUCAUCAGAGUCAUCUACAAUCUUCUGUGCGUAAGGAAUGUGUGUAAUAUAUAAUUAACGCUAUAUAGCAUUGUGUACUGGAAAUCGACAUAACAAGGGGCAAGAAUACUUAAUUUUAUUGUUGGUACAAUGAAGAAAUAUUCGAUGAAAACGAGGUCAGCUCCGAAAGAAGUUACUCACCAUGUAUGGAUUACACCUAAUUGAUUCUCUAACCGACCGUGUACUUUUAUAGCGUACUUGACUCGAUCCUUUUUUCCAUCGAUUAUAGCAAAACGUUUUACAUCUCAUCACCACAUCACCGUAUCUGUCGACCAAUUUUAUAACACGUCAUACAAACAGUGGCUACAAAAAAUAUUGGCACACUAUUGUAUUUAUUAUAGCAUUUAUAUACUAAUUAAUCAAGUCCAAGUAUAUUAAAUUUCGUAUCGUUAGUAAGGGUAAUGGAAAUUAAUUUUACUCUUGUACUUAUUUAUUCAUGUAUGUUUCGUGCAUGUUCAUGCGUGUUCGCGUGUAGUAUAAUGUAAAGCAAUGUUUUAUAAGAAUUUUAUAAUCCAGGAGAAGAGGAACGAACCUCUUCGGAAUGUAAUCUUCGUUUUAUUGAACGAAAGUACAAAAAGAUUCACUUCGCACUCGUGAUAAUUAUGUAUGUGAACAUGUAACUUUUUUCUUCUACGACUCACAGUUUCAACAUAUGUUGUGAACGAUAUACAUGUAAGUAAUGUACAUAUGCUCAAUGUCCCUGUAUAUUUGUUAAUGAUACAAAGGACUGUUAAACAGAGUUUGAGAAUAAUUAAUUUAAAAGAUGUUUUAACUUUGACUUUAUCAAAUUUAGGAUACGAAUGUGUUUAUAUUCUUCUUAUCUUCUACUUUGAAAAAUACUGUCUAUCAUUAUAUUAAAAUAUUAAAGAUAUUAAAAUA
This is a messenger RNA of Bombus huntii, 2058 nucleotides long. RefSeq names its product band 7 protein AGAP004871. NCBI's taxonomy places the organism in Eukaryota, Metazoa, Arthropoda, Insecta, Hymenoptera, Apidae. The transcript has 10 exons. The record is from RefSeq and is a predicted model, not a curated record. Gene Ontology annotation, cellular component: plasma membrane. Bases 161 to 1111 code for a protein of 316 amino acids.